Rhododendron vialii is the source of this 1879-nucleotide messenger RNA. RefSeq names its product transcription factor HHO6. The transcript is spliced from 5 exons. Gene Ontology annotation, biological process: regulation of DNA-templated transcription. Gene Ontology annotation, molecular function: DNA binding; DNA-binding transcription factor activity. The record is from RefSeq and is a predicted model, not a curated record. NCBI's taxonomy places the organism in Eukaryota, Viridiplantae, Streptophyta, Magnoliopsida, Ericales, Ericaceae. Bases 331 to 1524 code for a protein of 397 amino acids.
UACACACGCACAUAUCGCUCCCGUCGAAACCCGGCGUUGCUUCAACAGAAUCUUCUCCCUUUUCUCACCUUUUCCCAUCUACUAUCUCUCUCUCUCUCUCUCUCUCCAUUUCUCUCCUCACAUAAACCGCAUUUUCCCUGAUAAGAUUCCGGUUCUUUCUACCCUUCCCCACCUCUCUCUCUCUCUCUACAGACACAAGGUAUACAGAUAUAUACCCAUUACCCAUAGAUCCUCACCCUCUCUCUCUCUCUCUCUCUCUCUCUCAUACGGUUUAAUCCAUCUGUUUGAGAAAAAUCUUGAGUGAGAUACGCAAGGGAGGAAGAAUCGCAAAUGGGUUCAAUUCCACCUGAACUGAGCUUAGAUGUUAGACCAACUUUCGUGCCCAAAAGAAUCAGCGAGUUCUUGGGAGAAUUGGCAGCGAUGGGCAGCGUGUCUGAGAAGAAGCUGAGGAUUGAUGAUUUUGUAAAGAGAUUAGAGGAGGAAAUGAAGAAGAUCGAUGCCUUUAAGCGCGAGCUUCCUCUCUGCAUGCUUCUUCUCAACGAUGCAAUUGAAACUUUGAAGGAGCAAUCAACACAGUGUAGGACUAGAGAUGUUGAACCAAUACUGGAAGAAUUCAUACCAUUGAUGAAAAAUUGUGAUCAAGAUGAAAUGAGUGAGGUUAAGACAGAAAAGGACAAAGAGAAGAUGAAUUGGAUGAGUUCUGUGCAGCUCUGGAACACCAAUGAUUGCAAAAAUGUCGAUUCUAAAUAUGACCACAAACAAAAUUCAGUACCGAAGUUUAUGAAGGGACCUGUGGAAGAGUGCCCCCUUGUGAUUGAUAAUGCAUUCAAAUACAAUAAGAACAGAAACGGGUCGAAACCAUUUUUGCCAUUUAAGGACUGCUCUAUUUUUCCGGCUAUGUCGAAAAGAAAGGAAGACAAGGUGGAUUUACCAGUGGCUGGACUUUCCCUUCUCACGCCUGGAACUAAAAAUCCAAGGGAAGAAAUUGUUUCCCAUGGUUUGAGUUCUAAGAUCAUUGGCUCGUCCACUACCCCCAUCAUUCCUUCAAAUUUACGGGCUAGACCACAGACAGCUCAGCAGCAGGCUGGCCGGAAACAUAGAAGAUGCUGGUCACCGGAAUUGCAUCGGCGGUUUGUCAGUGCCUUGCAGCAACUUGGUGGUUCACAAGUGGCUACUCCUAAGCAGAUUAGAGAACUCAUGCAAGUUGAUGGACUCACUAAUGAUGAAGUGAAGAGUCAUUUGCAAAAAUAUCGACUUCAUACUCGAAAGCAUCCAACUGCCGGAACCCAUUCCAUGGUCGUUUUGGGGAGUUUGUGGAUGCCCCAAGAUGAAUCAUCAAAGCCAAGCAGUUCACAAUCUGAUUCUCCUCAGGGUCCUCUUCAGUUAGCUGCAACUCGUGCAGGUACUUCCACAACAGGCGGGGAAAGCAUGGAGGAAGAAGAAGAAGAUGAUGAUGAGAAAUCCGAGAGCUAUAGCUGGAAAUGUCACAUUAAACACAAAUCUGGAAAAGAAGUCUGUGUAUAGAACGUAUGCACUAUAAUUUUUGCAGAUAAAACUAUGAACGGGAAGAGUCACGACAACAAUAACUACUAUAAUAUGCCAUAUACAUAAAGAGGAGGAGCUAUAGAGACUGGGGCUGUUAAAUUUUUGCAGGAUUAGUUUUCCUAUCCUUCUGUAUUGAAAUUGAGUUCUUGUUAUGUAUUGGUACCGGUAUAAAGAACAUAAAGUAUGAGUUCACUACCCCCCGGAAUUGUAUCCCCCCUGUAUUGCCAUAAAUUUCUUCGAGAAUCGCUGAGUUUUGGGACAGCAUUGGAAUUUGCCUUCUUGUUGGUGGAAAAUUUGAAGGUUUCUUAUUGGAAAUAUAGGUAGAAUUGACAAA